AAUGAGCGCCAAUGAUGGGUACAAAGACACCAAAAAAAACAUCACCAUUUCGGAAAUGCCAACGAAAUAUGCCUAAAAAGAUAAUAAUUAAUAAAUGAGCAGCGCAGUCCAUCUCCCUCUCCCACCCGCCACCUCCUCACUAUUAGUACCCGCGACGCCACCGGCCACCACCCACCUGCACCGAUCUCACUACGGCUCGGGCGCCGCUGCCGACGCUGCUUUUCGCCGAGCUGUGAAGCUACAGUGGAAGCCAUGGGCCCUGCGCCCAGGGAGCCCAUGAAGCAGCAGGUGAACCGCUGCCUGCUGCGGCUGUCGGACAGGGACACGGAGGCGAUGGCGGCCGCGGAGCUCAACGCGAUCGCGCGCGGGCUGGAGGCCGACGAGCUGCCGGGGUUCGUGGCCGCAGUCUCCGACGCGCGGCCCACCGACAGGACGCCGCUGCGGCGGCACACGCUCCGGCUUCUCGCGCUCGUGGCUGGUGAGCACCCGCGGGACGCCGUCGCGCCGCUCGUGCCCAGGCUCGUGGCCGCUGCGCUGCGGCGGGUGCGGGACCCGGACUCCUCCGUGCGCGCCGCGCUCGUCGACGCCGCGCGCGCCGCGGCGGGCGCGGCGGCGUCCCCGCCCGCGGCGCUGGGGCCGCUAGCGGACGCGCUGCUCCACGAGCAGGACCAAUGCGCGCAGCUUGCAGCUGCACUCGCCGCCGCGGCGGCCGUCCAGGCCUCGGCCCCCACCGACGACCUCGCCUCCUACCUCCGGGCCCUCCUCCCGCGCCUCCUCAAGCUCCUCCGCAGCGCCGCGUUCAAGGCCAAGCCCGCACUCAUCUCCCUCGUUGGCGCAGCCUCGGCCGCCUCCGGCGGCGGAGCCGCCUCCACCGCGGUGCCAUGCCUCCGCGACGCGCUCACCGGCGACGAUUGGGCCGCGAGGAAGGCUGCCGCCGAGGCGCUCGCCUUGUUGGCCAACGAGCACGGGGACGACCUCAUCUCCCACAAAUCCUCAUGCAUUGCCGUCUUCGAAGCCAAGAGAUUUGAUAAGGUGAAAAUUGUGCGGGAGUCCAUGAACCGGAUGAUCGAAGCGUGGAGAGAGAUCCCUGACGUGAACGAGGAAGUCUGCUCCUCGGAUGCACCGCCAGCGUCGCAGGCGAGAUCUUCCCUCACAGAGACUGCAAGCGAUCGUCGAUACCCAGCUGAUUCCCUGGGCUCCAACUCUGUCCCGUCAGUUACAAGGAGGAACUCAUGGCCGGCUAGCCGGUCGCCCCCACGCGAUGCAUCACAGAAUGCCAGCAACAGAAAGACCAGCCCUUCUUCCACCUCGAACAGGAAGAAUUCGCUUCCUUCAAACCCCAACGCAGACCAAACCAGGAACGAUGACUACAAGGUUGAUGUUACUGUCGCUCCAGAUGCGACCCCGAUCAAAAUGGUGACCGAGGAGAAGCUCCUGAAGGAGGGCAACGUUAGAGAAAGGCUUGAAGCUCGGAGGAUGCUGUUCCAAAAGACUGGUGAGAAGGGGUACAAGAAGUUGGCUGGUCUCAAGUCAGGAUCUAGAGUUGUUCCACACAAUGGGGAUGGUGACUUGGAAGAGACUGCCAAGACUGAGGAUGGACCUGAAGAGUUUCAAUCAGCUCACAGAGAUGAAGACCUGUCGAAGAUCAGGAUGCAGCUGGUUCAGAUCCAGAAUCAGCAGACCAGCUUACUUAAUCUUCUCCAGAAAUUUAUGGGGAGUUCCCAGAAUGGAAUACGUUCCUUGGAGACUAGGGUGAAUGGGCUGGAGAUGGCAUUGGAUGAAAUCUCCCGUGACUUGGCUGCCUCUUCAGGAAGAAUUCCAAACAGCGAACCUGACACGAACGCAUGCUGCAUUCUGAGCCCGAAGUUCUGGAGAAGACAUGACGGUGGUAGAUACACUUCCAGAUACUCCGUCUCCGAUAUUCCAAACUACUCUGAGGAGAGCAAAACUUCCUACAAGUGGGAGAGGCAGAAGUUUGGAGUUCAAGGCGGGUUUGUCACAAACCCCUUGGCGGAGCCAAACACUUCAUCUGUAAGGAGCACAGCGGUUACCCAGGAAGGGAGGAGACGAGACUCGGCUCAAUACAAGUGAAGGAUGGGUUAGAUGCGACGAAAGCAGUUCAUGUGAAGUGAGAACUACCUGCUUUUUAGCAAGAUGCGGAGCUUUUGAAGAUCCUUCUCCUAGUGCAUUUUCGGAGACUUUUCUUCUUUUUUCCAAGGCGAGAGCUGAGAUGAUACGAAGUACGAGGUUUUAUUCAUGAGUUGCUCAGGGUUAAGACCGCUGAUAUACAGCCUAAACUCUAAAGCAAGACCCUGGCUGCGAUCUGGAUACUCUAUCAUACAACGGGCCAUGAGAUUGCUGGUGAUGAUCUGCUGAGGGUAUAAUGCAUAUGUAGAGUUUAGCAAAGAGAAAUUGAGAAUCUACUCUUAUGUUCAGUUUCCUUCGGAGCAGUUCCUUGCAUGGAUAUGUAAUCAUCGAUGUAUCUUGCAGUGGUUGUAAAUAGCUUGGAUACAGUGAUUCCUGUGCACG
Phragmites australis (common reed) is the source of this 2529-nucleotide messenger RNA. RefSeq names its product TORTIFOLIA1-like protein 3. Bases 253 to 2091 code for a protein of 612 amino acids. Lineage: Eukaryota; Viridiplantae; Streptophyta; Magnoliopsida; Poales; Poaceae. Gene Ontology annotation, cellular component: microtubule. The transcript has 5 exons. Gene Ontology annotation, molecular function: microtubule binding. The record is from RefSeq and is a predicted model, not a curated record.